Messenger RNA from Salvia splendens (bonfire salvia), 6193 nucleotides. RefSeq names its product LRR receptor-like serine/threonine-protein kinase RPK2. The coding region runs from base 3394 to 6018 and encodes 874 amino acids. Gene Ontology annotation, molecular function: protein binding; protein kinase activity; ATP binding. The record is from RefSeq and is a predicted model, not a curated record. The transcript has 3 exons. Lineage: Eukaryota; Viridiplantae; Streptophyta; Magnoliopsida; Lamiales; Lamiaceae. Gene Ontology annotation, biological process: protein phosphorylation.
CUUUUUAUGCAAUGCAGAUGUGGUAAAAUUGCAAAUGAGUCCCUCUCUCGAAGCUCGUGCAUAUCACGUGGCGGAAUUGAGAGCAGUUGAUAAUAGAGUCAAUGAUCGAACAUGCAGUUUUGUAUCUACGAGUAUAUUUCUUAGGAAAAAAUAAUUGUCCCAAAACCUACUCUUCCUUCCGUUUUAAUUAGAUGAUUAUUCAAUUUCCCUUCAAAGACUACAAUUAUUGUUGUGGUAAUUAUAGCUGAAGUUACUAGUAUUGUCUAAUUUGUGAUUUUUUGUGUUUGGAUUUAUUUAUCAUUUAAUGCUUUUUGUGUGGGAAAUAUGAUUAUUGGAUCAUUAGAUAUGUAUCAUGUAUGCAUCUUGAAUCUGGCUGGGUUUGUUCGAGGAUCAUGUGAAUCGGUAAAAUGGUUGGGCAAUAAUUGCAUUUCCGUUAUUUUAAUAAAUCUUGAGAAAAUUUAGCAAGAUGUUAAGUGGCAGUAUAAUCUGAGCAGAGCAAAUGCAGGAGAAAUGAUUCAGUUAAAUCAAUUUUUCUUGAACUUAUGGAGAAUUGCUGUGUAGUUUGUUUUUGUUUCUUGCAUUCUUAGUGACUUUAAGCAUCAGGAAUUCAGCUAGUUCUACCAUUUUAGUUGAUAAUUAAACUCUCUUAUUUUAGAAUGUGAUUCAAUCACACAUCAAUUUGUGAUGUGCAUGAAAAGUAUAAAGUUCUUGGAAUAUUGUACUCUUUUCCCUAUUUAUAUUCUCCUUAAUUUUAUGUUUCAGUGAUGCGUAUAUCUUGUUUCAGUUAUGGAGUGUGAAGGGGAUCAUGGAGAGGUUUUUAGAGGAUAAAACCAGUGCUUAUGAUAACAAAUGUGUAAUAUUCUCUCCUGGGGUUAAAGUUAUAAAUACAGACCACGGAGGUGGCUGUGGGCCACGUUCGGAGAUUACUACUAAAGAAACUGAACAGGCUCAGCCAGAAGUUCAGAUUCUUCUGAUAUAGUGACAUCAUCAAAUGCUUCUUGUGAAGAUAUCGUUCAAUUGAAAUCUCGAAUUAUACCUCCCUACUCUAUAGUAGAGAGUAAUGUUUGUGGAGGCUGAAGCAGGUUGGAAGAGUGUGUUAAAGACAUGUUACCAAUUCUAUCGCCUUCGGUCCAAGUGAUGGAAUAGAAUGCCCCAAGGAUUAUGAUCCCGGUAGUCCUGCUUAUAUCUUUAUUAGUGACUCUCCGAUAAUGGAAGAGGGUGCUUCUUCUAAUGAGUUGAUGUUCAGCAUUCAUAUGGGGAACGAUAGUUUCUGUACAUAUGAUGCAACCGAUACGGGUGCAGACUUAGAUAAAUCGGAGCAAGCCUUAAGCUCUGGAGAAGCUGGAGAUAAUCACAAAAGAAAGGAGUGUCAGUCUAUGGAGCACUUGAAGGGUAAUAAUGAAGAAGGUAGAGUGAGUUGGGUAGGUUUGACCAAAUUUCGCCAACUACUAAAGGAGUAAAACCGAACAAAAGGUCAGACAUGGGGAAGACCAUGAGCAUGGAUGUGAAACAUGGAGAGAAGAGAAUGAUUGGUGAAGUUUGAGAGAGUCUAGUAAAUAACCAAGUUGACAACAGUGCAUGAGGAUCGAGCGAUACUAGUUCCAAACACUAACCAGAUGGAAUGGUUGCUUUGCCAAAAAAGAAGAAAUUGUCAUGGAAAUCGUGCCAUUGUUUUGAGUGGCCUAGCUGCUGCAGUAAAUUUCCAGGUUGCUUGUGCAAAUGUUUUGAGAGGCAAAGCAUUCCAUCGAAGUAUCCGAGAUGGGCAGGCAGCUGCUUUAGAUGCUUUUAUUGGCCUUGCCUCAAGUGCCAAUGUUGAAAUUGUACUUCAACUGUUGUGAUUCCAAUAAUACGUAUGCUGAUCUUCCACAUAGUAGAAAUGCCGGAAAAUAGGAGGAUAACCACUUCCGAGAAAAUAAAGGCCAGAGCACCAGCCUCUCGAUCGUGCCAGUAUGCUGCCAAGCUCUGUGAAGGAAGCAAACCAAAAGGCACACUCUUCCUUUUCGUGUUCUAGUUCUUGUUGUUCUUGCCCAUGUUGUUGUUGAUGAUGUGCGCCUUUAACUGGCCUUCCUCUUUUAUCGAGCCUUUGUCGUUGCUUUAUAGCUUCUCGGACAGAACUAGAUGUGCAUUUAGUUGAUAAUUCUAAUCUAGACACCUUUAUUUUUCCUAUAACCUUGAAAUAGAGGUUGAUGCUUUUGGCUUAUAAAAAACUCAAUUUACAUUAGUUAGAUAUAAUCAGUUGCACUAGCUCUGCUAUCGUUGCUCGCUUAGUAGCCAAUUCGUCACUCAAUGCUCUCUAAUUUAGUACCAGGUUCACUUUAUUCCCCAAUAAAGUUUAUAGUAUUUAAAUAUUCUCUGCUUUUCAAAUUUGUUAUAACCACUAAUAAAUGCGGACAUAUCCCAACUCAGAAAAGCAGCAGGAAUUUGAGGUCUCUUUAACGUUGUAUAGAAUGCUGACUAAUAGUCAGAUUCAAAAUAUUUUCACAUAAUUUGAAAAUCUCAGAAAAUUCCAGACUUUAAUGCUUUGGGGCUACUGCCUUCAGUUACAACUCGGAAUACCAUAUGAACUCUGACAAAUAUUUUCCACCUUCCUUAAUAUCCCUCUGCAAUCCUAUGAAAUACUAUAACAUUAUUCAAAAGGAAUACUCCAUUUAUUUGUACAAAUGAAGAUUCUGUGAAGAACCCACCAAAUAUAUUUACAAGAUUGUUCCUUUCCAAAUAUGAAUAUGAAUAUUAAUUUUAAUAAUAAAAUGCUGUCCAUAGAUUUCUUUGCCCUCUGUAUCUAAUGCACUGAAGCAAAACGAUGCCGUUUUGGGGAUUCACUCUCAGCCGUUAUGCUUCAGACAGUUAUUACUACGUGUACCACAUUUCCUGUCGUGCCACGUGGGCGAACAAAAAGGGGGCUUGAAAACCCCUGUUGGAUUCUAAAAACUGCGCGCCCAUUGAGCCAGUAGGACCCACCCUAGUACCCAGAGUUUCUUCCUGGGACCCACUUCCUUCCUUCGCUUUAAAGAUUUUUGGGAAAAAAGAUUGUUUGGGAAAAAAUAGUAAGCUUGGAAGCAGUAAUAGUAAUACCAAUCUGCAGAAGAAAGAGAGGCAGCAGAUAUAGUUUUGCUAACUCUGAGGUUUCUUUCUUUCGUUUUCUGCACAAUCUACUGUUUAAUGUUGAAAUGGAAAAAUGGAUUCUUUGUCAUUUCAGUUCUGUGUUUUUUGCAGAUGCUAAAGCGACUUUUUUUAGUGUUUUUGAAACUCUGUUGCUUCUUCUUAUUUGUCUCUUCUUUUAUUACUUUCUAAUGUGUUCUGAUUUUCAAGAUUUAUUUUUUGAAUUUGUGCUGAAUUCUAUGGUGGUGCUUUUUUGUUUGUUGAAGAUUGAGAGGAAUAGCGGCGGUGGCAGAGAUGGUGAUGAAGGUUUUUCUGCUUUCUGCUGCAGUUGAUCUGCUUUUUCUGUGCAUUCUGUCGUCUGUUUCUGCACAAUCCUCUGAUGAAAGAAUGGCACUUCUUGGAUUGAAGAGAUCCUUUUCUGAUCCUCAUGGGAUUCUCGACAGCUGGAAUGCCAGUAGCUCCGACCACUGCUCGUGGUUCGGAGUUUCCUGCAGUUCUGAUUUCAGAGUUACGAGGCUGGAAAUCAGAGGUAAUUUCUAUGGCUCUCAUCCUUGCUCUAUCGAGUCGGAAUCGGCGUUGCAUGGUUUUAGAAUCACGAGAAACUGCUCGGGUUGGUCUGUGGCUAGUGGGGCUCUAGGGGGAAGAUUAUCGGCUGUUAUAGGAAAGUUGACGAAACUUAGGGUUCUAUCGCUUCGUUAUAAUGGAAUUGGUGGUAAGGUUCCUUCUGAGAUAUGGGGAUUGACAAAUCUUCAAGUGCUUGAUCUUGAAGGGAAUGACUGUCUUGGUCGUUUCUCGGAUUUUGAAUUCUUCGGUUUGAGGGAUUUAAGGGUUCUUAAUCUUGCGUAUAACAGGGUUUUUGGGAGGUUUUCACCUUCUCUGUCAGAAUGUAGGGGCUUACGGAUUUUGAAUUUAGCGGGAAAUGGAAUCGUGGGCGUCAUCCCCGAUUUUCUCGCGGGGUUUGGGAAGUUGAGAGUUAUAAAUUUGUCGUUUAACCGGUUGGUUGGCUACAUUCCAAGUACUCUUGGAUACGAUUGUGCGAAUCUCGAGCAUUUGGAUUUGUCGCAUAACUUCCUAAAAGGGAAAAUUCCGCGAGCUUUAGAGAAGUGCGGCCGUUUGAGGACAAUUUUGCUAUCGUCAAACGCACUACAUGGCGCUAUCCCUGGUGAGCUUGGGAAACUUCGAAAUCUUGAAGUUUUAAACGUGGCAAGAAAUGGAUUAAGUGGGCCUCUCCCUGCGAAUCUAGGGAAUUGUACUCGUUUGUCGGUUCUUGUCCUCACGGGUCACUUCAAUGCUCUCCGCGUGAAGAGUCAUCCACGUGGCAGAGCGCCUCAUAGAUCUUCUGAUGCAGCUUUGGGUCAUGAUAAUGAUUAUAACUCCUUCAGAGGUACCAUUCCUGAAGAUAUAACAACACUUCCAAAACUCGAGAUUUUGUGGGCUCCGGGCGCAGGCUUUGAAGGCCACUUUCCGAGAAAUUGGGGCCGUUGUAAGAGCAUGAUGGCGGUAAACCUAGCUCGGAACCAGUUUACAGGUGAUAUUCUUGGACUAUCUACAAAAUGCACUAAUCUUCAAUACCUCAACUUGAGCUCUAACAGGCUGACUGAGAGAUUGGAUGAAAAUCUUCAGUCAUCGUGUGUAACGAAGCUCGAUUUGAGUGGGAAUCUGUUAUCUGGUCCAAUCCCGAGUUUGAACUGCCAUCAUCGGACUUCCAUCUACGAUUCAUAUGUUCCUUACUCGUCCUUCUUGGCUCUUGAGGUCCUGGUUACAGACAAUGAUCUUCGCCACGAGACACAAAAAGAAUUACUGAAACAGAUUCAAGCACCUCCUCCUAAAGAGGCAGGACUCAGUUUGAAGGGCAAUGAUCAUCGACUACGUAACUUAAUCGUGGCAUCCGUGGUAUCUGGUUUCGUUGCAGUGGCUAUGAUUUUGAUAACUCUGAUCUGUUAUAGCAGAAGGAAGAAACCGGUGACAACGCCGGCGACUGAGAUUCCAGCCUCGACUGAGUCAGAGAAAGUCAUCCUCUUCAGUGACGUAGGCGUGGAUCUGACCUUUGACGACAUAGUCGAGGCAACGGAUAAUUUCAACAUAAGAAAAUGCAUUGGAAGCGGCGGAUUUGGCAAGACCUACCGCGCACAAUUAGCUUCGGGGAGAAAUGUGGCGGUGAAGAGGCUGACUGCAGAGAGGCACCAAGGCGCGGGGCAGUUCCACGCCGAGGUGAGCACGUUAAGCCAAAUUAGGCACCCGAAUCUCAUCACGCUCUUGGGCUAUUACGCGUGUGGACCGGAGAUGAUGUUGAUAUAUAACUAUCUGCCUGGAGGGAAUCUCGACCAGUUCAUCAGGGAUCGCACGAGGAGAACCUUCGACUACGCGACGCUGCACAAGAUCGCACUCCACAUCGCCUCCGCACUCUGCUACCUGCACGACCAGUGCAUCCCGCGCAUCCUGCACCGAGAUAUCAAGCCUAGCAACAUCCUGUUGGAUGGCAACUGCAACGCGUAUCUGGCGGACUUUGGACUGAGCAAGGUACUCGAGGGCCCAGAGAGCCAUGCCAUGACGCGUGUGGCUGGGACCUAUGGGUACAUAUCUCCGGAGUAUGCGCUGACAGGGGUGGUCUCGGACAGGGCGGACGUGUUCAGCUAUGGCGUGGUUCUUCUGGAGCUCAUGUCGGAGAAGCGGGUGCUCGACCCCUCGUUCUACUUGCACAAAAACGGAUUCAACAUCGUGUCGUGGGCGUGUAUGCUGCUCGAGCAGGGUCAGGUGAAGGAGGUGUUUGCGGACGGCCUGUGGGACGCGGGACCACAUGACAAACUGGUGAAAUUGCUGCACGUGGCCGUGAUGUGCACCGUCGAGUCUGUUACGGAGCGGCCGGCAAUUAGGCAGGUGGUGCACCAGUUGCAGCAGAUUGAGCCUUGUAGUGAUUGAGUUGUGCAAUAAGGCAAGAAGCGCCACUCCAUAUUUUACCUGUUUUGGAGUGAGCCAUUUCUAAAUUAGAUGAAAAAUGAUCAACUGUGGAUAAUAGUUUUAUGCCAUUUCUGAUUUCUUUUACCUGCAUUUUGCAUUGUUUUCUGGAAUAUACUAUCAUUUUCCUUUGGGGGAA